Messenger RNA from Baudoinia panamericana UAMH 10762, 1855 nucleotides. RefSeq lists its product as uncharacterized. Gene Ontology annotation, molecular function: phosphatase activity. Gene Ontology annotation, biological process: dephosphorylation. The transcript is spliced from 2 exons. The coding region runs from base 287 to 1771 and encodes 494 amino acids. NCBI's taxonomy places the organism in Eukaryota, Fungi, Ascomycota, Dothideomycetes, Mycosphaerellales, Teratosphaeriaceae. The record is from RefSeq and is a predicted model, not a curated record.
GCUGCAACCGCCCCACCGUACUUUGAGCUAUCCAUAAACUUUCAGACUCCGUCGCCAAACCAUUGCAACCUUGAUAAAGCUUCCCAAUGGGUCUAGCUAGGAGGGACCCGUUAGCUGUACAGCUUCACCGGAGAACUGUCCGUCAAAGAGGGCAAGAUGGUGCGCCGACAACCGGACGAUAAGAGGCUAGCUUCAGGUAGUCUGUAUAACAUUCCUCUUGUUCAAGCGUUGAACUUGCUGCCUCUCUUGUCUGCUUGUCCAAGAAACCUUUUCUUCAACCGUGAUCAUGGCCCUUCUGACUGCCAUUACGCUUGCGGCGGCCUUGCCUUUGGUUGCGAGUCAAGCAGUAUCCAACGAGACGGUCCUUGGUGUGUACAUGUUCCACCGCCAUGGCGACCGUACCUCGAAGUCAACCCCUCCCGCCAACCUCACCGAUCUUGGUUACCAGGAAGUCUACACCUCCGGCCAAUACUACCGCAGCCGGUACAUCGCCUCUAACGCCGCCUACAAGAUCAAUGGGAUCAACACGAACAUCGUUAAGCAAGCGCAGAUCUCCGUCUCUGCCCCGUCAGACACCGUCCUUCAGAACAGUGCCACGGGCUUCCUGCAAGGCCUGUAUCCUCCCGUCGGACCCAGCUACGACACUGAGACGCUGCGGGAUGGCACCGUAGUGACUGCGCCCAUGCAAGGGUAUCAGCUGAUCCCAGUCGCACUCGUGAGUGCCGGCACUAGUAGCGAGGACAGCGGCUGGCUUCAGGGUGCAAGCGGAUGUGCUGCGGCCACCGUGUCGUCCAACAACUACUUUUCCAGCGCACAGUACCUCCACCUUCUCAACAGCACCCAAUCCCUCUACACCGGCAUCGCACCCGUCAUCAACAGCACCUUCACCGCCGCUCAGACCAGCUUCAAGAACGCCUACACAAUUUAUGACUACAUCAACGUAGCCGAGAUCCACAACUCUAGCAUCCCUUCAUCCAACCUCAUCACCAACGACUCCUUCUUCCAGCUCCGCACGCUAGCCGAUACGCACGAAUGGGGCCUCGCCUACAACGCCUCCGACAACAUGCGCGCGGUCGCCGGCAUGACCCUCGCAGCGCAGAUCGUACAAUACCUAAACACAACCAUCACGAGCAAGGGAGCAGCAAAGAUCGGCAUCCAAUUCGGCGCCUACGGUUCCUUCGCCUCCUUCUUCGGCCUAGCCAUCCCCGACAUUGCUACGGUAGCACCAGAGCUCAUGGGCGUGGCCGACUACGCUAGCGCACUGACCUUCGAGAUGUUCACCAAUGUCUCGACGGCCGUGAGCGGCUCAUCGUACCCAAGCGCGGACAACAUCUACGUGCGCAUGCUGUUUCACAACGGGACCACGAGCAAUUCCUCCGAGCCGACUGUCUAUCCGUUGUUUGGGAGCAGGCAGAUGACGCUCAAAUGGAACGACUUCCAAGCUGGUCUCAACAAGUUUGCUCUUGGUACGACCCAGCAGUGGUGUACUGCGUGCGGUAACUUUACCGGCACUUGUGCGGCCUAUGCGUCCAACAGCAGCUCGUCCUCACCGUCGUCGUCUGGAUCAGGCGUGACGGCGAGCGACAAGAGCGGCAACGGAUUGAGCCCGGGGGUCAAUGGUGUCAUUGGCGCCAUGGUCACGCUGGCUGUCGUCCUGGGCCUGGAGGCGUUGGUGCUGUUGGUUGGUGGCUUAAGGGUAGUCAGCAAGAAGACGUUGGCAGGUAAGGAUGGGGUUACCCAUGUCGUUGAAAAGGGUGCGGGCAAGGCAUGAAUACGUAUGCGUGACGACGAUCUGGUUGUGUGGUCGAUGCUAUAUCAACAGUAUCCACUAUGAGGUCGCUUGAUGAAGUUUACG